Molecule: messenger RNA, 222 nt
Organism: Opisthorchis viverrini
Lineage: Eukaryota; Metazoa; Platyhelminthes; Trematoda; Opisthorchiida; Opisthorchiidae
Exons: 1
Coding region: 1-222 (73 amino acids)
Source: RefSeq, a predicted model, not a curated record
AUGUAUCCGAACAUCCCAGAGAUCAACGUUUACGAGGUGACUAUCGACGUUAUGCCAUUGCUGCCGCAAUGGGACCGAAAUUCCUUGAUUUUAAUGACAACUUUGUGCAGCCUUUUGCAACGUUUACGCUGUGUUAACAUGCCACCGGACUCACAAGUGCUUCCAGUGCUCAACACUCCUUUUUGCAAGUUUGUGCUUCUUCGAAAUGAAGCCUCUUACUGA